UUUGUUUCUUCUUGUUUCGGCGGCUUUUACGGUGAUCUACCUCCGUGUAGUCAAGAAAGUUAAACGCUGAGCUUCUAGGUGAUUGGGGCCCUCUUCUUUGUUAUUACCACCACCCAACACCAAUGAAGCCGCGGCGACUCUUCAUUGCUGUGAAAGAUUUCACAGGGGAAGCCAAAGCAGGUGGAGAGGUCAAGGUAUCCAGGGGUAGCUUACUAAGCCAGGAAGAUGCACGUGGGAUCUCCCCUGAUGGAACGUUUUGGGCCAAGAUCUUGGAUGCAGAAAAGGUGGUCCGGGUGCCACCAUUGAUGGCCUGGGAACUGAGUGGAGCCCAGUCUGGGUUGCUGGAAGCUGUGACCAAUGGAGAUGAACGCUUGGCACUCUUCAAGCAGGAGCGAUUGAUGCGCAGGCUCAGUGCCCUGGGGAAGGGUGACCGAGUGAGGGUCCAGAUCACUUCUGCUUCUGGUCAGAAAGUUCAAGGCAUCAUCCGAUAUCGAGGACCCAUAGACAAAAGCAAGCAAGAUACCAGCAUCAUCUUUGGGGUAGAGCUAGUGGGCUCAGCAGCCGGGAAGGGUUUUACAGAUGGCUCCUUCAAAGGACACAAGUUCUUCUCCUGCCGUGAGAAUUGUGGCGUCUUUGUACCCAUCAGCCGGAUUGAGCCUGACAAAUCAGUUGAGGGUAGUCCAUCAGCACGUCGAAGAGGAGGGAUCCGGGAGUGCACAAGAGUCCAGCUUACAACAGGAGAUCCCUUGUCAUCCCCAGGACUAACAAUUGGAGACCGGGUCUUUUUCAAAAUGGAAAACAGCACCCCUACUGGCAGUGUGGUGUACUGCAAUCAUCUUCCAGGGAAAUUUGAAGCCGGAGUGUUUGUGGGAAUACUUCUAGAUGAGCCAGUGGGUUCCUGGGAUGGUUGCUUCAAAGGCAAGCUUCUCUGUCAUUUCCCAUCACCCAAGUAUGGGAUCUUGCUCCCCAUUUCCAAAGUGCAUAAAGAACAAGUUGAUAAAAGUCCAGAGGUCUUGAACAGCAACUCUUCCACUCCUACUUCAGAUGAAUAUGAAGAUUGUCCAUCCCCUUCCUCCAUCAGAUAUCCUCCACCAAUGAAGGAGUGUUCAUCCAAAGACUCCCCACCUUCAGCCCCUUCAACAGAUUUGGAGGACCUGAAGGAAAAAAAAGUACGAGUUUUUGAGAGGAAGAAAACCGAGGCAGAAGAAUCCGAGGACAAAGACAGCAGAGAAUAUGACCAUCAUCUCUUGGAGAUCAAUUCCAUGGUGGAGGUUUAUAAUCCACCCAUCUAUGGUGUGAUACGUUGGAUUGGAGAGCUACCAGAUGUGGAUGAGACAGUUGCUGGCUUGGAGCUGGAGGAACCACUACCAUCAGGCUGCACAGAUGGACAGUACGGAGGGAUCCGCUAUUUCUACUGCCAACCAAACAAAGCCCUCUUUGUCAAGCUGCACCAGUGCCACCCUGACUCACGUUUUGACACUUUGCAGAGUCCAGAGAAUCCUGUUUUGCGAUGCAACUCCUUGGACUUUCGGGUCUAUGCCAGUGCCAAGGUGGAGGAGGACACACCACCACCCCCGUUGGGCAAUCAGGGUAUGGAACUUCUCUCGGGAUGGAAGAAGGGGAUCCAAGGUCAUUGCAACUCUUGCUACCUUGAUGCUACUUUGUUCUGUAUGUUCUCCUUUACUUCUGUGUUGGAUUCAAUGCUGCUACGACCAGCAGACAAGAAUGAUGGGGAAUCUUACAUCGAGACACGGGAUCUCUUAAGAACAGAGAUUGUCAAUCCUUUGCGCAAGAACGGCUAUGUCUGUGCCACCAAAAUCAUGGCCUUGCGGAAGGUUUUGGAAACAGCUGGGCACUCCUCAGGCUUUACCAGUGAAGAAAAAGACCCAGAAGAGUUCCUUACCCUGCUCUUCCGAGUGCUAAAGAUGGAGCCUCUCUUUCAGAUCCGCUCAGCUGGCCAGGACCCUCAUGGCUGCAUUUUCUACCAAAUAUUUACUGAGGACCACACAACUCAAGUGGUCCCAACAGUUCAAGAGCUUCUGGAGGGAUCACUGGUGACUGGGGACCUCAAAUUCACAGAGGCCCCUUCCUGCCUUAUUCUUCAGAUGCCUAGGAAUGGGAAGAACUUCAAAGCCUUCCGAACCAUCCAACCCAGCCUGGAACUUGAUCUCACAGAUCUCCUGGAAGAAACUCCUCGAGAGUGUUGUGUAUGCCAAGGACUGGCUGUAAUGGAGUGUCCAGAUUGCUACCGGGAUCCUGGUUUUGGCAUUCGACACAUCAAACAAUUCUGCAAGAUUUGCAGUCAGCAGGUUCACAAGCACCGGGACCGACGGUACCACCAGCCCCGUCUGCUGGAUAUGCCUGAGGAGUUUUCCCACUUUGGCUCCCAGCCAGAGUCCAUCCCCCGCCAGACCAUGCAGCUCUUUGCAGUCCUGUGCAUUGAAACAAGCCAUUAUGUAGGCUUUACCCGCCAUGGCCCAGAUAUCCACCAGUGGCUUUUCUUUGACAGCAUGGCCGACCGUGAGGGUGGAUUGAAUGGCUUUAACAUCCCUCGUGUCACACCCUGUUCAGAGGUAGCAGAUUACUUAGAAAUGUCCCCUGAAACUCUGCAGGGCUUGGAUCCCAAAUCUUUGCCCUCAUAUGCCCGCCGUCUCCUCUGCGACGCUUAUAUGUGCUUCUACCACAGCCCUUCUCUCAGCCUCUACAAAUAAAUAUUUGGAUGAGACACAAGAGAUUCUAGAAGAAGAGAGGGGAGCCAUGUGGAUGCAGGGAUCCCAUGGUAGAUAUGGCUGAAAUUCUGGGUGUUUAAAUGAGAACCCUUGGGAGAGAUGACCUGCCACCCAGAGCACUGAGCAAUCCAAAAGCAUGGGCUACAUAUAGUUACCUAGAACUCUUCAGAUGGAAGCAGCAUUGGAGUCUGCCCUUUGUUCAGGACCAAUCCGGGUGAAAUGCUUAAAAACAUUCUGGGGAACUUCCCCUAAUCACUCUUCACCAUUCUCAAAUUUUUGGGUGUGGUAGACACAAUUGAAGUAACUCCAUCCAUUCUGAACAGCUCACCAAAGGAU
Messenger RNA from Python bivittatus (Burmese python), 3065 nucleotides. RefSeq names its product ubiquitin carboxyl-terminal hydrolase CYLD-like. Gene Ontology annotation, biological process: protein deubiquitination. The record is from RefSeq and is a predicted model, not a curated record. Lineage: Eukaryota; Metazoa; Chordata; Lepidosauria; Squamata; Pythonidae. Gene Ontology annotation, molecular function: cysteine-type deubiquitinase activity.